Candidozyma duobushaemuli is the source of this 5535-nucleotide messenger RNA. Its product is annotated as snoRNA-binding rRNA-processing protein. Lineage: Eukaryota; Fungi; Ascomycota; Pichiomycetes; Serinales; Metschnikowiaceae. The coding region runs from base 1 to 5535 and encodes 1844 amino acids. The transcript has 2 exons. The record is from RefSeq and is a predicted model, not a curated record. Gene Ontology annotation, molecular function: snoRNA binding. Gene Ontology annotation, cellular component: 90S preribosome; t-UTP complex; small-subunit processome. Gene Ontology annotation, biological process: positive regulation of transcription by RNA polymerase I; maturation of SSU-rRNA from tricistronic rRNA transcript (SSU-rRNA, 5.8S rRNA, LSU-rRNA).
AUGUCAUUGUUGUCCCAGCAGUUGAAGACCAUCGGUGAGAAAAAUGCAUCCUUGGCUGUCGACAGAAAAUCGAGGCAACAGAUCCACUCGAGAUCUUUGCUAUUCGAUGCCAAAACUGCAGCCGCCCAAGACUUUGACUAUAUCUACCUGAUAGCAACAGAGGGCCUCGACGAGCUCAUAGAACUUGAUCUGAGAUUCGAGAAAUUUUCAGCGACCCUCUUCUCCGAAACCAGCAUUGAUUUCGACAGAAAUGUCAAGUCGAAGGACAUCCUCGAUCAGGUCAACAGAAACUUGGAAGCUUUCAUGAACUUGGCAGCCCCCUACUACAAUCUUGCACCCACUCUUAAAGCCAUGGAGUGGUUGGUUAGAAGAUAUCACGUCAACAUUCAUAACACAGAGUUAUUGUUCUUGUCCACAUUAUCCUACCAUUCGCAGCCAGUCUUCACCAGAAUCAUGAACGUGGUUCCAAAAGGUUCCAUGCCAGUCAUCUUCUCUUGGUUGUCCGGUUACAAAGAACAAUCAAAGCCUUUACCUGCAUCAUCCGUGCUCAAAAGCUUCCAUAAUGAUCCAGCGUUUUUCAGAUUGUACUCCGAGUACCUCAGAGAGCAGUUGAAGCAUAAAACCAUUUACAAAGAACAAUUGGUAUUUUACUUAUCCAAUACCGCGCAGGUGUUGGCAUCACACGGUCGUGACACCGAAAAACUUAAUCAGGAUUAUAUCGUCACGAUUUUGGAGACUCUCAAUGAUCUCUUGGCCCACAAAAACACGAGUUUAAACAUUAAGCUUACUGCAUUUGCAAUUGUCUCAGUUUUGAGCUCAGUUGUCCCCUUGAGUGACGAAUUAGUUUACUCUUUGACCAUUUCAAUUUUGAAAGAUUCCUUUGCAUUUACUCAACUCAAGAGGCAAACUCUUGUAGUGUUGGGACAGUUGUGGAACUAUUUCAACGAAGAUGAUGUAAGUAAGGAGGCUGAAGUUUUCAAGGAUUUGCCCUCAAAAGUCUUACUUCAAGAGGAAGCUUUGUUGCUUACCUUGAUUGAGGAGAACUACCACAUUGCUAAAUUCAUUUUCUUCUAUGUCAUUGACUGUUUGAAUCAUGACAAUGGCGAUACUGUCAAUCUUUUGCAAUACCUCAGUGUUGCUACCAAUAGCUUGUUUUUCCCCGUCGUUGUCAAGAAGCUUCUUGACUAUUUGUCACAAUCCUCAGUCUCGAAAGAGGGAAGAGAUGGUGCCGUGGUCAUCUUUGAACAGCUUCUUUCUAAAAACAAGGAGAAGCUUAUUGAAGAGCUCAAGAAGCAUCUGAAAUCCAUUGGUGACUUAGAGAUGGUGCUUAUGCAUACUAUGGGUGACACUGCAAACGAUUCAUCCUACGAGGGUGACUACGAGGAUGCUGUGGCCGACUUCGAGCCCGCUCCUUCCAAGACUGUCAGCCAAGUGUCUGUAAAGGCCAAGAGCUAUUUCACUGCAUCUUCUAACGCUGAAUUUGCGAAGGUCUCUGAAGAGUUGCUUAAAGAGCUUGCGAAAUAUGAAGCGAAGAAACAGCUCCCUUUCUUGAAAGCUGUUAGUCGCGAGCUCUUCAAAUCUAAUGAACAGAUUGUGUCCUUCCUUUUCAGAUUAGCUUUUACAGCUUCGAUUCCUUUGUCAUAUCGCUUGUUGGCCCUCGGCUGCGUCAAGAAUGUCCUCCAGGAUGUCACGUCACAAAACACGAAUGUCAGUCUUUAUCUUCUUACUCCUUUGAUUCUCCUUGGUUUGAGUGACGCCAGCAAACCUUUUAGGGAGCUUUGCAUCGCCACACUUCAAGUGAUACAUGAGCAAAGCGAGAAAAUUCUGAGCAAGGGUAAGAAAGCGAAAUCCGUUUUGUUCAUGGAAUCAGAACUAUACAACGGGAAUGAGGAUGGAAAACUGUCUCUCAUUUCUCCAUCUGAUGCCAAUGUUAUGUUGAACGUUUUGUUCGACAAGAAUACGCCAUUGGAUGAUGUCCGUUUUGAUGCCACCCGUUUCUUGUCCCUUUUGUACGACACGUUGUUCAAAAGUACGAAAACAGGGAAAAAGUUUGGUUCUCUCCUCCUCAAAAGCUUCGUUUAUGGCCAGUGGGCUUCUCCAUCAUUGCCACUUUCAUUCAAGCACAGAGUUUGGCGAAUCAUAAGUUCGCAGAAUAGAGACACUAAGGGCUUUGAUGAUAGAUUUUCGUUCGUCGGUGAUGUGAAGACUCUUUUUGAAAAGCGUGACGCAUGGUUCCAUGAUGCUUUUGCAGAGGGCUUGAAUUUCGUUGAGGAUGUCGAAAAGACUAUUGCUGGUAUGGUCGGUGGACAGACCACCAAUGAAAAGAAGAGAGCUAAGGAAGUUGAGUGGUUCGUGAGAGCAUUGAAUGCGGAAGAUGAUUUGCAAAUUAUUGCCAAUGAAAGAAUUAAGGCCCUUUUCCCACAGCUUAAACACACAGACUUGAAGGUUCGCUUGAGCAAGGAACUUAUUGAAUUGCUUGUCAAGGACAGUGACUCGGUAUUACACUUUGACCCACUCGAGACUUUGCAAUCACUUGAGUUCACCAAUCAGGACAUGGUAGCGUUGUUGAAUUCAGUCAAUAUUGUCACCGAGGUUCCAGAGCAGUCAGUGGCAAAAAGAAGAAGAAGAUCUUCAUCAUCCACUCAAAAGAAUAUGGCGAGAGAUGACAUCAAUAGCAUGGCUGCUGCACAUUUAAGAAAGCUUUCUAUUAUACUCGAUGUGCUCGAGACCCAAUUAAGACAGUCUAUCAGCUCAUUGGCGGGUCCUGACUUGUUACAGGUUUUGUUCAAGAUAUUGACUGACUUGGACUACUUGGGCAACGACGGAAAGCUUCCUGUGUUGUACGCUCAGGAGACCCUUGCUUCUUGUAUGUUGCUCUGCAUCGUGAAGAUGAAGGAGUCCCAAAGCAGAAGCAGAUCUCGCAUUGACUCCAAUUCGAUUAGAGCUGAUUUGAUCGUGAACUCCAUCAGAUUGUCACAAUCGCCUCAAGUUCAAAACAAAUUGUUGCUCGUGAUUGCUGAAUUGGCUUCCUUGGCACCAGAGAUCAUCUUGCACUCUGUGAUGCCGAUCUUCACAUUUAUGGGUGCCCAUACUGUGAGACAGGAUGACGAAUUUUCCAGUUCGGCCUUGCAAAAGACAAUUUCGAAGGUUGUGCCUGCUAUCACCGCUGCUUCAUCUUCUGUCUCCACUGAGAUUGAGUUCUUGUUGACCAGCUUUGUUACUGCCUUCCAGCAUAUCCCCAGACAUCGUAGAGUGAAGCUCUUCGUGUACUUGGUUCAGACGUUAGGACACGAGAAUUCGUUGCAAAACAUCUUGUUCUUGAUGGGUCAACAGUACUCUAUUAACUUGGAGAAGAACAGAGUUCAUGAGUGCAACUCGCUGUUAGACUUCACUACUGCUUUGUUGAAGACAUUCGAUGCCGACAUCUGUUUGCAAAGUGUCAACAGCUUCCUUGGCUUGUGGGAUCUAGUUCCAAAGGCCAAUCUUGGAUCAGACUCUGAUAAGAUCGCUGCCUUGACUAACAGACCAAUUUUUGGCUCCUCGAUCGCCAACGCUACUGAUGCAGAGUUGACUGUACUCCGAACCAAUUUGUUACACUUCAUCAAUCAAGUCUUGGGUACCGAUGAAGAGUUGUCUGUCAGCGCCAACCUCGUUUCUUUGAGAAUGAAGGUGUCGUUGGUGUUGUUUGAUGACCAAACGCCUGAGGAUGAGAAGAAGUCAAUCCUUAAGGUCUUCAGCAAGGUCACUUCGUUUAUCUUGGGCUCGUUGGAUAAUUUCAAUUCUGAGAAGGGUAACGCAAAGAUUGUCAACGAGUUGUACAACGUGCUCAAGUCAUUGCUCAACUUGCUUCCCAUGAGCUACUAUGUGUCCUCGAUCUCAGACUCUUUGAAGAAUGUGAACGAUCAAUUGUCAGCUACUAUAGCAAAGAAUUUUGCUGUCCUAGCUGGAACCAAGUUUGAGAAUGAAAUGAACCUGAACUCAUUUGACGAGGAGAUUGAAACUGCCGUCUUGUCAGAGCUUUUGCCAACUUUGGUCGAGGGCGUUGAGAAGUUCGAUAACAUCGAGCUUGUUCAGGCUUACUUGGAUACAUUUUCGAUCAUUGUUUCGAAACUUGCCGCGUCAUCUCCAGAUCUUGCAUCUUCAGAAGAUGCUAAGUUCCUCAUUGGUACAUUGAAGACCAUCACUUCGGAACAUGGUAUGUUGAGCGAGCACACAGAGAUCAGAGUGUCCUCUUUGAAUGCAGUUGCAAGCGUUAUCAAGGUCUUUGGUGUGAAAUGUAUCGGUUUCUUCCCUAAGAUUUUGCCUCCUGCUUUGAAGAUUUGGGAGUCCACCAUCGCUCAAGACGAAAAAGAUGAUGAGGAUAUGGAUGAUGAAGAGCAGGAAGGUAGAAUGUUGUUGCAGGGUUCAGUUCUUAUGCUUUUCUCUGUCUUGGUCAAGAGAAUGCCAGCCUUCGUUACUACGAAUUUGAAGCAGAUUGUGAAGGCGACUUUGGUGAGUGAUUUGAUUGACAGUGGCAUCCGUUCCAAUGUAUUGGCCUUGAUUGUGGAGCAUGUGGACAAGGGUCAGGUGUUGAGUUGCUUGUUCAACUUAGCACUUACAGAGAACUUCUACGCUAUUAAUGAUGCCAAGGAGCUUGGUUUAUAUUUGAAUGGUGUGAAGUCUGCUAUUGACGCUAUCGAAAAGAAGACGGCCACUGGCAAUUCUUCCCUCUUCAUGAAGUGGUUAAUCAAGUCGUUUGAGUUCAGAAACGAGUAUGGCCAAGAAAAGUUCAAUGACAACACAAUUCACAGCAUCGAAAACUCGUUCCACCAAUGUGCCAUUGUUUACGUCAUGAAGCUCAACGAUAAGAGCUUCCGUCCUCUUUUUGCCAACUUGGUUAGGUGGGCCGCUACGGGAGAAGGCUCCAUUGGUUCUGUCAACACCGAACUUAGCAGACUUACUGCUUUCUUUAAAUUCUUCAACAAAUUGCAGGAUAGGUUGAAGAGCAUCAUCACAUCCUACUUCUCAUACAUGAUUGACCCAACGGUGGCUAUUUUGAACAGAUUUGCAUCUGGUGAAUUGAAGGAAACCAACUUGAGAAGAAUUAUUUUGAAUGCUUUGGUUUCGUCAUUCAAGUAUGAUCAGGAUGACUACUGGUCGCACCAACUGAGAUUUGAGACAAUCCUCAACCCUCUCUUGUCUCAAUUGAGUAAUAUUGAAAAGCCUAUUGGCAAGUACCUCGUGAAAGCCGUCACAUCUUUUGUCACUAAUGUGUCAUCUGAUGAAUACAACGAGAAGCUUGUGCAUGGUUUGAUUUACUACAUCUCGAAUGAGCAUGAAAACACUCUGAACACCAAGAUGUGGACCAUCAGAAUCUUGAAGGAAAUCUUCCAGAAGUUGGGCGAGCAGUGGUUGCCAUUCUUGCCUACUUUCAUUCCAUACAUUGCAGAAUUGUUGGAAGAUGACGACGAGGAUGUUGAAAUGGAGGUCAGAAAAGAUUUGGUGAGAGUUAUUGAAAACGUUCUCGGCGAGCCACUUGAGCGUUACCUCAAUUAG